AACAUAUGAAACUUCCCUUGUAACUUAAAUGUCAAUGGAAGCUCCUAGGAAGGUUUCACUGAUGUAUUAAGCGCGAAUAUCUUGCACAUUAUAUGUAUGCUGCUACUUCUGUUAUUUGACAAUGGCAAGCAACGUAUACGUUUCGUGUUUCGUUCCUUAUCCGACCCUCCCAUCCCUUGCAUACCUCAACAACAACAACAACAACAACAACAACAACAACAACAACCACCUUAUGACAACUACUACUAACACUUUCAGUUCACUUGAGUCCUCAGGAAGUGAUCAUUUUUUCGAGCAGAGUACUGAUUUCGAGGUUUCAGACUUCUUUUCCUUUGAAGGUUGGGGGAACGAGCAGCAGUCCAUGGAUUUUGGUUCACAGGGUACUCAGAAUUAUGGGUAUCAAGGAACUGAGUUUUAUGAUAUUGGGGGAAGCAGCAACAUCCAAAAUGAGGGAGAGAACAGCAGAUCAGUUAGAAAUGGCAAAGAGAAGAAGGAAAGGGUUGCAUUCAGAAUGAAAUCGGAGAUUGAUGUCGUUGAUGAUGGUUACAAAUGGAGAAAGUAUGGCAAGAAGAUGGUCAAAAACAGCCCAAACCCAAGGAACUACUACAGGUGUGCUGUAGACAGUUGUCCUGUAAAGAAGAGAGUAGAGCGAGACAGGGAUGACAUGAAAUACGUAAUAACAACAUAUGAAGGCAAUCAUAUCCAUGACGCCCCAAAGUAGUUAACUUCGAGGAUGUUGUCAGAGCUCUAUGCUCUGCAAGUACUUGUCAGCUGCAAGGAAUUUCAGUUUCCUCCUUCAGAGCUUGGUGGGUUGGUUGCAGACCACAUGGGAUCAGCAAAAGUUUUUUCUCCACAUACUGUCAUGUGUUUCACUUUUGUCAGGAGACCCGAGAUCUGUAAAUUAAUACUGCAGUAACAAAUUGAACACAAUAAACACUAGUCAUCUUAGGCUUGUUAGAUGUAGUGUGCCAUUUUCUGUUUUAACAGCAGUAGUAUAUAAAGAGUUUACUUUAUUUCAUAUAUAUUUUUCAGUCACAAAUAUUAUGGUGAUGUCUUGACUGUAAAGAGAAAAAUAAACAGUGAGGCAACCCCAUUGAACUAUGUAAAUCAGAAACUACAGCUGAAUCUGGCAGUCUGAAAUCAUAUUUCUAGUCCGGAACAGCUUGUAAGAUAAUUAUCCAUUUGAAUGAAGUCGAAU
Molecule: messenger RNA, 1198 nt
Organism: Chenopodium quinoa (quinoa)
Lineage: Eukaryota; Viridiplantae; Streptophyta; Magnoliopsida; Caryophyllales; Amaranthaceae
Product: probable WRKY transcription factor 50
Exons: 3
Coding region: 122-721 (199 amino acids)
Biological process (GO): regulation of DNA-templated transcription
Molecular function (GO): sequence-specific DNA binding; DNA-binding transcription factor activity
Source: RefSeq, a predicted model, not a curated record